AUGAUCUAUGACUUUAUUGCUAACGUGUGGUUACUACUUACAUUUAGUUAUAUGAUGUUAUAUCAUUUUGAUCCACCAAUGGAUAAGAAACUUCCUCAUUGGACAGAAAUUUUUGUGAUCAUCACAGUAACAACGAUUCUUUUGGAACAUAUUCGUCAGUUUGAAGUAUCAAGUAGAAAAAGUCAACUUAAUUUAAAAUUAAGCUUAAUUGCCCACCUCUAUUGA
Molecule: messenger RNA, 225 nt
Organism: Rotaria sp. Silwood1
Lineage: Eukaryota; Metazoa; Rotifera; Eurotatoria; Philodinida; Philodinidae
Source: the annotation of a GenBank genome assembly